Rhodofomes roseus is the source of this 1305-nucleotide messenger RNA. RefSeq lists its product as uncharacterized. NCBI's taxonomy places the organism in Eukaryota, Fungi, Basidiomycota, Agaricomycetes, Polyporales, Fomitopsidaceae. Bases 1 to 1305 code for a protein of 434 amino acids. The transcript is spliced from 2 exons. The record is from RefSeq and is a predicted model, not a curated record.
AUGGAGCGCCGGUGUUGGACCAUCCAAAGGAUCGUGGACAGCAUAGCGCACUACGUCUAUUGGGACGAAGACGACCCGAGACGACCCCGAAACACCGUGUCCCUUGCGCUGACUAGCCAUUUCAUUUAUGAGCGCACUGGGACACUUGUCUGGUCAUGUCAGGGCGACCUCGUCCCCUUGCUCAAGUGUCUGCCGAAGGAACUCUGGGUGAUCGAGUACCCCAUGACGCCGCCAGGCGAGAAACCUGCUCCACGGCCCAAGUUCAGGAGACAACCGGCUGGACUGGAGUGGGCGAGGGUGGAUGCCAACGCCAGGCAAAUCAGGCUGUUGUGCUUUAACAUGGUUUGGCACCGCGACAACAAGAUGCCAGUGGUACGCCUUGACCCAAAGAGUUGUAUCCCCGUCCUACGGUCACGCUACGCUCAAGUGCCCCUGUUGCCAAAUCUCGAGUGGCUCAGUUGCACGCUUCAGCGUGGUCAGCCGUACGAGCAUCUGGAACUCUACGUCUCACCUCCACUCCGACACCUACACAUCACUACAAGCACCCGGGCCGCUCCAGAGGAAGGCGACGAACGUGUCAUCGAAACGCUCCUCCGUGGCGUAGUUGGGCCGAAUGUUACAGAAUUUACUUUCUAUCGCGUUUUUGUGCCAACUUCAAGCAUCCUGUCGAUCACGUCAAUUAUACCUGGCCUCGAACAUAUACGCAUCCGUCUUCCGCCUGUUGGUUGGCGGCGCGUCAUGCUAGGCGUACUAGCACGGCUGCCUGCACUGGAGGAACUGAUCCUUUUCGAUAGCGGGAAUGUGGGAGGUGCCAACGGAACUGAAAUCGCCACCGACGAAGGCAAGUUUCGUGCUCUGAAGAACCUCUCCCUGUACGUGGACACCUUUUCGACAGGGAUACCGAUAAUGCGGGCGUUGGCUUGCGCACCUCUGGAAAGUGUCCAAGUCUUCGUGUGCGUGCAGCCAUGCAACUACGACGUGACGAGCUCCACGGGUCUCGCAGAAUUUUUCCAAGCUUGCGGAGAGAACCGGCUACGCCACCUGCGAAAUCUCAACGUCUAUCAGGUUGCGGAGCCACACGGCAAGCCCAGCAUUGUCAAUAUGCUGAUGCUCGAGCCCGUGUGUCGCAUCUGGCGUCUGCAGAGAGUGCGUCUGUGGGUGCCGUGUGUGUUCGACAUCGACAACCACGACAUUACCACGAUGGCGCAGUCAUGGCCGGAUCUACGAAGUUUGCAUCUGGGUUUACACCACCGGAAGUGGGAGGAGACUCGCAUCAACCUGAAGGGGCUUGAGUCCCUCGCAUAG